GUUUAUACAAUUUUUUUUCUCUAGCUUGAUCGUUGCUCUUCAUGUUUUCACCACUCGCAAAGGAAGAAAAAAAAAAUAAUAAUUGUUUUCCUACAAUUUUUUUUCCCAUAUAUCUCCCAUCUGUAUGUGAUUUGUUACCACGAUAAAUUUGCUCAAAAAAAAAAGUGAAAUCUAUUAAUUACAAUAUUAAUUUAAUUGAAUUCCAUUACUAAAAAACAAUGGCAUCCUUCUUCAAUGUGGGAGGCUUGGGCGGAAACCCUUUUUCCACCCCUGUUGGACAAAGAAUUGAACAAGCCACCGAUGCAACAUUAGCAUCGGAAAAUUGGGCUCUCAAUAUGGAAAUAUGCGAUAUGAUCAAUGAGUCUUCCGAUACAGCACGUGAUGCUAUGAAAGCAAUUCGUCGGCGUCUAACCCAAAAUGCUGGUAAAAAUAAUCAAGUGAUUAUGUUUACUUUGACAGUUUUAGAAACAUGUGUAAAAAAUUGUGGCAAAGCAUUUCAUGUCUUGGUUGCACAAAAAGAAUUCAUUCAAGAAUUGGUCAAAUUGAUUGGACCUAAAAAUGAUCCUCCAGCAAUUGUCCAAGAAAAAGUAUUGAGUUUAAUUCAAAUUUGGGCUGAUGCUUUUAAAAAUCAACCUGAAUUGAAUGGUGUUAAUUUGGUUUAUCAAGAACUUAAAAAUAAAGGAAUCGAAUUUCCCAAUACCGAUUUGGAUGCUAUGGCACCAAUUUAUACACCACAAAGGAGUGUUCCAGAGCCACCACCAGUUUUGCAUCAACAUCAACCUACGUCUCCACAGCAUAUUGGAGCACCAAAUCCGGGAGUAGCUUUAAGCGGACCGACUGUCCUCACACCAGAGCAGACAACAAAAUUACAAUCGGAGUUGGAAGUUGUUGGCUUUAGCAUGUCAAUUUUGGGUGAAAUGCUAAACGAGUUGAAGCCUGGCGAAGAAGAUCCAGAAGAUUAUAAACUUUUUACUGAUUUAACUCAAACUUGCAAGGAAAUGCAAGGAAGAGUUGUUGAGUUGAUUGGAAGAAUUAGCAACGAUGAAAUUACCGCUGAGCUGCUUCGUUUAAAUGACGAAUUAAACAAUUUGUUCUUACGUCAUCAGAGAUAUGAGAAGAACCGUGCACCCAAUGCUACUGGUACAACAUCUCCAUCGGCUAUAUUAGGUGCUGCUAUUGGUGUGCCAAGUCCCGCUGCAGCAGCAAAAGAUCCAGCUAAGGAAGCUCUGAUUGAUUUGAGUGAUACAGCUAGUGGAACAGAUUUGUUAACUUCACAAUUUUCUAAAUUUGAUGUGGGAUCUUCAUCAUCACAAUUACCAAAGGUUAACGAUGUUCCACCACCAGCAGGUGUUAAAACUUCUGCUACCCCACAACCAGCAGAUGAAUUCGAUAUGUUGGCACAAUCUCGUAAACAAAGUUCCGAAAUAAUAAGUAAAACUGGUAUAUUAAAAGACAUUCCAUCAGUAGAUGCAACAGCGGGAAGUGUCGGCUCACCAUUCAAAAAACCACCCAUGGAGGGGGUAAGUAAACUACCACCAAAAGAGAGUGAAUUCGAUGAAAUGGAGGCGUGGUUAAGCAAUUCUAAAGAGAAUGAAGGACCCGAAGAAACUCUCACUAGUACAGAAUUUGACAAAUUUCUAGCCGAGAGAGCAGCAGCAGCUGAAAGCCUGCCUUCCGUAGCAUCACCCGGCAGCGAUGAUUCCUCCAACAAUAGUCGCAAAAAGAAGUCAUCGAAAAAGGAAGAUGAAAACCUCCUUGCACUUUGAAGUGAUCCUCGUUGAUCCUUUCCAUAAAAUUAAACUUUAUAUUUAAAAAUAUUUUUAAAAUUAAGUAAACAAAAGAUAAAACAAAAAAAAA
Messenger RNA from Episyrphus balteatus (marmalade hoverfly), 1857 nucleotides. RefSeq names its product TOM1-like protein 2. The transcript is spliced from 10 exons. Gene Ontology annotation, cellular component: endosome; membrane. Gene Ontology annotation, molecular function: clathrin binding; ubiquitin binding; phosphatidylinositol binding. The coding region runs from base 219 to 1766 and encodes 515 amino acids. The record is from RefSeq and is a predicted model, not a curated record. NCBI's taxonomy places the organism in Eukaryota, Metazoa, Arthropoda, Insecta, Diptera, Syrphidae. Gene Ontology annotation, biological process: signal transduction.